Molecule: messenger RNA, 3579 nt
Organism: Paramecium tetraurelia
Lineage: Eukaryota; Ciliophora; Oligohymenophorea; Peniculida; Parameciidae
Exons: 6
Biological process (GO): intracellular protein transport; endoplasmic reticulum to Golgi vesicle-mediated transport; retrograde vesicle-mediated transport, Golgi to endoplasmic reticulum
Cellular component (GO): COPI vesicle coat
Molecular function (GO): protein binding; structural molecule activity
Source: RefSeq, a predicted model, not a curated record
AUGAUUGUAAAAUUUCACAAAAAAACUGAGAGGAUUAAAGGGUUGUCUUUUCAUCCAAAGUAACCAUGGCUUUUGGUUGGUCUUCAUUCAGGGGAAAUUCAAAUGAUUGAUUACAGAUUUGGAAGAACAAUAAAUGAAUUCUACGAACAUGAAGGCCCUGUUAGAUCAGUUUAAUUCCAUUAAUCUUUGUGUUUAUUCAUUUCAGGAUCAGAUGAUUUUACUGUAAGAGUGUGGAAUUAUAAAACAAAAAAAUGUCAAUUUGUAUUGCGUGGUCACUUGGAUUUUGUUAGAUGCGUUAAUUUUCACCCAGAAUUGCCAUGGUGUGUUUCAGGAUCUGAUGAUCAAACAUCUAGAAUUUGGAAUUAUUAAUCUAGGUAGAUGAUAGCUACUGUUACAGGACAUAGUCAUUAUGUAAUGCAUUGUGAGUUUCAUCCAUCUAAAGAUUUUAUGAUUACAUGUUCAUUGGAUUAGACAAUAAGAUUGUGGUCAAUAGCUCAACUUAAAAAGAAAUUUACAUCAAAAAGUAUCUAAUUGGGGGAAUAGGCUAGCGAAUUAGAAUUGGUUUAGAUUUUGGAAGGACACAGUUAGGGUGUGAAUUGGUGUUCAUUCAAUCCAAAAGACAAUACUAUAUUAUCUUCUUCAGAUGAUAAGAAGAUCAAAGUUUGGAAAUACUUUGAUACUAGAGGAUAUGAAGUCGAUUAAUAUUGUGGACAUACAAACAAUGUCAGUUGUGCUAUGUUUCAUCCCUUUGGAGAGUACUUCAUCUCUAAUUCAGAGGACAAAACUCUAAGAUUGUGGGAUAUGAAAAAGAAGGUUGAAGUAGAUUGCUUUACCAAUCAUGAAUUAGAUAGAUUUUGGAUAUGUGCUGUUCAUUAGAGUAACAAUUAUUUUGCAGGUGGUAGUGAUUCUGCCUUAUAUAUAUUCACAUUAUUUAAAAAUAGGCCUGCCAUUGAUUUAGUAAAUAAUAACUUUGUAUAUUUUGGGAAUCGAAAAGUGAUUAAGAUUUUGGAUUUAUAAAAUGGAUCAGAAAAGACUAUUAAAAAUCUGUAAGAGUUAUCAUGCGUCUCUGAUAAUUUGCUUUAAGACAAUGCUGAAUAAGUUCUACAUAAUAUUUAUGAAAAUCAGAAAUCUCAAAUCUUAGUGAGGUUAAGAAAUCAUAUUCAUAAUAAAUCUAAAGGAGUUUCAAAAUAUCUUGUAUUUGAAUAACAAACUAAUUUGUCCUAAUUCUUCUUAGCCAAAUCUGCUAUUUUUAUAGGCAAAUCUAAAAUAUUGAGAUCGAAAGAGAAUUCUGAAAUCGAAAUUUAUAAUUUUGAAACAGACUCUCACAUUCUAUUAGGACAUAAAACUGAUCGUCUAUUCACUUUUACUGGUGGAAAAGCCAUUUAUUAUUCGGAGUCUAUGAUAAAUGUGCUAGAUCCAAUUGCUAAUAAAAUAAUAAAUCAGAUUGCUUGUACUAAUGAAUUUCAGAAUAUCAGAUAAGUCAAAGUGAAUGAUUAUUGUAUUUUAAUUCAAACUAAAAAUGGAAUAUACAUAUUUACAAAAGAGUUUCAAACUAUUACACAUAUUUCGGAAAAAAUCAAUAUUAAAUCAGUGUUGUUUUUAAGUGAUUAAAUAAAUAUUAUACUUUAUUCAACAAAAAUGCAUUUAAAGUAUCUUUUAUUAAAUGGAGAUACUGGAAUUAUUUGCAGCAUGGAGACAGUGCCAUAUUUAGUUUCAUUUUAGAACAUCUCAGAAAAACCUGGAUUUUAGUAUAAAUUAUUUUAUAUGGAUAAUAUGGACAAAUUACUAAACAUCACUGUUGAAUGUUCUGAAAUAUUCUUCAAAUAUGCCUUAAUUGAAAAAAAUCUCUAAUUUGUUUAGAAUUUUAUAAAAAAUCACCAAAAACUAGGAGAUCUAAUAAUAGCCUAUUUAUUCUAAAAAGGAUAUUCAAUACUUGCCCAUUAAUUAGUAACUGAUAAAAGAGCCAAGUUUCAAUUGGCUCUUUCUUCAAAUAAUUUAGAAAUAGCCUAUAGAACGUGUGAAGACCUUAAAAAUCCAAAAUGCUAUUAGAUGUUACUAGAAGAAGCCAUGAGAUAGGGAAACCAUAAUAUUUAUGAAGUUUGUUAAUAGAAGUUAAGAGCAUCCUAAGAAUUGGCAUUUCUCUACAUAAUUACAGGCUAAUUAGAAAAAAUUAAUAUCAUAAGCAAUAUUGCACAGGAACAAAAUAACUUAGAUCUAAGAUUCUAAACCUUAUUAACUAUGGAUAGUUUGAAACAAAGAAUUUCAUUCUUAAAAGGUUGUAGUCUGGAAAAAUUAGCAAAUCUUAGUUAAAUGGCUCAUGGAUUAGAAUUUGAAGCUAAUAAGAAUUGUGCUGAGGAUAUUGAAUGGAUAUAAUCAUUAAAACCUGAAGCAAUAAUCACUCCAUAGCCUAUAAUAAAAUCAAGCUAACAUCCAUUAUUCUCAAUGAAUUGGCCUCACAAUUUUGUAGAUGAAGAUGAAGUAUUCAAAUUAUCAGGGGAUGAUUCCAAAGUUGCAAAUCAAAGUAAAGCAGAGAUUACUAAUACAAUAACUGCUCAUCAUUAGAAUCCAUUUGAUAAAAAUACACAAGCAAAACAAAAAAUAAAUUAAAAUAUAGAUAAAACAGAAGAGAAUGAUGAAUAAUUCCAAGAUUGUUAAUGGGAUUUAGAUGAAGUAGAGCUAUUAGAAAAUAAUGAACAAAGUCAGGCUACUUUGGAUUAGAAAGCUAUAUUAUAUGGAUAUCCAGAUUAUAAAAAAGCAUUACAGCCAGUGGAAUAUUUAAUUACAGAGUAGUAUCAACAAAGUCUUUAAGUUCUUCAAUAAAAUUAUAAUUUUGUGAGCCUAACACCUUGCUAAGAUUAUUUAAAGUAGUUAGCUUUGAGGUCUGUCGUAGAAAUACCUUAAAUACCGUUUUUAUUGCCUUCUCCUUUAAUUGUUUCAUCAUCGCAAGAUAAGAUCUAUGUGAAUAAAUCCUUUAAUGAAUUACUCAAAGUAGGAUAUAAACACACAAGUGAUGGAAAAUUCUAAGAUGCUUUAAAUACAUUCAAAUCCAUUUUAAAAUAAGCCAUAUUCUAGAGUCUAAAUAAUGAUGUGGUUCCUAUUUGUUUAAACUACAUAAUGGCUAUGAAAUGUGAACUUGCAAAGAAAGAUAAAGAAAUUUCAAGACAAAUAGAAUUAUCAUGUUAUAUGGCAAUGUGUGAUUUGCAGCCCGUUCAUCGCUCAUUAACUCUGAGAGCUGCAAUGAGUUUGUCAUAUAAAAAUAAGAAUUACUUAACUGGAUCUCAAGUGGCAUAACAAUUAAUAAAAUUACUAGAAUAAGCACCUAAAGGGGCUGCAUAUUCUAAACCAGAAGUGUUAGAAAAUGUCAAAAAAAUAUAUAAUAAUUGCCAAUAGAAUCCUAAGAAUGAAUAUAAUAUCAACUUUGAACCAUUUUAUUUAAAAGAAGGAGUAAAGAAUUUAUGUGCUGAUACACUCACUUAUAACGAUGAUGUAUAAUAAAUAUACUUUUGUUCAUUCGAUAAGAGUAGACAUUCAUCAAAAGGAAUCUUAUGCCAAGUGUGUGAGUUGUGUAAAAUCAAUUGA